This is a messenger RNA of Pungitius pungitius (ninespine stickleback), 3838 nucleotides long. RefSeq names its product anoctamin 10b (gene ano10b). Bases 513 to 2549 code for a protein of 678 amino acids. The record is from RefSeq and is a predicted model, not a curated record. Lineage: Eukaryota; Metazoa; Chordata; Actinopteri; Perciformes; Gasterosteidae. The transcript is spliced from 17 exons.
UGCUAGCUAAAACAAUCAAGUAACGUUAGUGAACGUCAAGUGCACCGCAUCAGUCCUUAAAGACUGAAAACAUACAGUUUGAAUCGGACCGACCAAAAACGAGCAAUAAUGUCUCAUAAGACAAAGAGACGGAACUAAAAGAAGCUAAAGACGACUUUUACACCAUAGAGAUGUUUGUCCAGAAGGAGAAUGGACUUAACAUAAUUUAAGUUGAGGGUGGUGCUGCAGAGGUGGGUGGAGCAGUAGGACCCAGAAGCAGCCGUAAAGCAGCUGCUGGCCGGAGGGAGGAGUCAGAAUAUAAAACAAACAGAUCUCCACACCCUACAGUCUGUGGAAGUUCCUCCGCAUUCCUGCCAUACACACACACACACACACAUAUGUGUGUAUAUGUCCGACACAGAAAGCUGUGAGGAACCGCACACUGAGCCCGGGAGUUUGGAGGAGGGGGUGUGAACUUGCUGUAUGACCAGAGACCAGAAACCUCAUCAUCAACGCUCGGUGCCAGCCCGAGCAUGAGUAAGGCCGGCGGUGAUGGCGACGGUGAAACAGCCGAGCAGCUGAAGGGCCGGACCGCCCCUGCCGCUGCCGGACCGGGCUGGACCAAAGUCAGCUGCCCCUGCUGCAAGUCAGAGCGGGUCGAGCCGCUGGUUCUGGUGAAGCUGGGGAAGAAGGUUCGCCCCGAGACGAAGAGGUGGCUCCUCAGGGUGAUUGGAGCGCCGCAGGAGGAAGGAGGUGCUGCGUUACUCGCCCACCCGGGAGAGGACGCCACCGGUGACAUCAUCGUGCUCUCCGCCCCGCGGUGUACGUUACUCAAAGCCACGGAAGAGUUGGGUCUGUGCAAGACGUACCGCAACGGAGAGAUGGAAGCCUUUUCCUACAACGACAGGGACAACUUCAAAGAUUCAGACAACAUGGAGGCGUUCCUGACCUUGGCGGAGCGGCAGUACGUGGUGAAGUAUGAGCUGGACGCUCUGCGGGCGCAGAAAGACCUGAGGGUCCCGGGCCUGCCCGACGGAUACACACUGCAUCACCGGGACAACAUCUGGCGGAAGCUCGGGUCGGCUGGCGUCAUUGUGGACAUGCUCCCUCUCCACAACCCGGACAAGCUGAAGGAGCUCGGCAAGGCCUGGUAUUCUGGCAAUCAGCUGGCCCAGCCUCUGGAUUCAGUCAAUGGCUACUUUGGAAACUCCGUGGCCUUCUACUUCAGCUUCCUGGAUUUCUACACCUGGUCUCUGCUCCCGCCAGCGGUUCUGGGCCUGUGCAUCACGUACUUCUUAGGUGACGCCCAGAAGGAGGCCGAGGAGUCCGUCUCGGGCUCAGAGGUCACCAGCGACGACUCUGGCUCUGUCGGCGGUCACAUGAUCCAGGCAAUCUUCAACAUGCUGUGGUCCACGGUGGUCAUGGAGCUGUGGAAGCGGCGGAGCUCCUCCCUCUCCUACCGCUGGGGGACCAUGAGCCUCGCUGAGCGAUUCGCCGAGCCCCGCCCCGGCUUCCACGGCGACCUCGGGGUCAACCCCGUCACAGGCCGCGUGGAGCCACUCUUUCCCGGAUGGCAGAGGGACCUGCGCAUGGCACUGGUGUCCGUCCCAGUGGUGGGACUCUUUCUAGGCCUGGUGGUUCUGGGUAUGCUGUGCUUCUACUGGGGGGAGGCCCAGGUGCAACAGCUACACAGAGACUGGGACUCCCUGCUGUCUCAGGCUCUGCUGUACGUGCCCUCGGUGCUCCACAUCGUCUACACAAACAUGCUGGGAACGGUUUAUAAGACCGCAGCACUGUCUCUGACUGAAUACGAGAACCACAGGGAGGAGUCGGCCUUUGAGAACCAUCUGACAACCAAAGUCUUAGUGUUCACUUUCUUCAACUGCUUUGCGGUGCUCUUCCACAUUGCCUUCUUCAAGCAGGACGUGCCUUUACUCCGCAAGCGCUUGGCGUCUUUGCUGGUAGUGACCCAGCUGUUGAACCAGGUGACGGAGGUGGUCAUACCCUACUUGGUGGACCGGUUCAUCAGCGCCCCCCACAGGACAGAGAGCAAAGAUGACCCCCAGGAGGACAAAUUUAGGAACCAAAGCAACCUGCCUGUUUUCCCUGGCUUGUUUGCAGAGUACAUCGAGCUCCUGGUGCAGUUUGGGUAUUUGAGUCUUUUCUCCUGCGUGUUUCCCCUAACGGCCGUGCUGCUGCUCCUCAACAACAUAACAGAGAUCCGAACGGACGCCUACAAGCUCUGCAAGCUCUUCCAGAAGCCGUUCUCCCCCCCCGCGGCCAACAUGCACGUGUGGCAGAUCGCCUUCGAGGUCCUGAGCUUCGUCUCCGUGGUGUCCAACUGCUGGCUGCUGCUGCUGUCGCCGUGGUUGCAGAAGCUGUGUCGCGAGGGCGGGUGGAGCAGCACAAAUGUCCUGCUGGUGGCCGUUUUGGUGGAGCACUUGCUGAUCUUGGUGAAGGUGGUGAUAUCGGUGCUGAUACCCGACGAACCGGAAUGGGUCCGAAAGAAGAUGGAGCACAUUGAGUUCACAUCCAUGCAGGCUUUGAGAGAGCAGAAACUGCAUUGCUGAGGACCUCGAGGUGUUUCUUACGUUGCCACACUUCAACUGUGAGAUAGUAGCAACCUCGGUGUUGUGUGGACCCACACAGGAGAAGAGUCUAAGAUCUAUGAGUUUAGCGUUUAGCACCGUUAAUCCAUUGGUGUGGAAGGUUGGGCAUAGAAACGUUAUCGUAAAUGAUCCCCAACGCUCAGCGCGUCCGCUCAGCUCUGCGUGGGUUUUCAACUUGGCUGUUUAUGUCGACUCUCACUGCUCCGGGUUACUAAGGGAUUAUUUUAUCUAAUCCUAUUUGAUCUUUUUUUAAUUUAGCAGCCAUAAGGCAACAUAUUUCCACAAAGAGCAGGUGGAGACCAAAAACAGAGCUAAAAGGAGAGUGAAUAUUGGAUAUUAUAUGGACAGAAACACAUUUAUAGUUAGCUGUGCUGUCCCCAGGUCUCCAAAAAAACAACUAUUGCAGCUUAAACCCCAUAAAAAUAACAAAGAAUUGUUGACAGUUACAAAAGUCCAGUCCUUGGGGGGUAGGGAGUUUUACAGGAGAGUAUUUUACACAUUUAGCAAUUUACUUUUAUUAGUUUAACUGGUUUACAAUCUGUUGUCGUCCUCGACUCACUCUCAUGUUUGAAUUCAUGUCGAGGUCCCUCGUAAGAAAGAAAAAAGUUUAAAGAUUUCCCCUGAGGUUGAGUAGUGAGAAGACAAUGUGGCCUCGUACCCUCCGUUGAUGGUACUGCCCUCUUCUGUGUGAUGUGGAGCUACCAAAGAACCGCCAUGUGCCUUUCUAUUUGAAAUGUGUAUAUUUUGAUGAGUCUUUACUCGCCUGCCAAUCUGUGGCGAGCCUCUAAUAAUCACUGCUUGACUUCACCUGCUGCAACAACUGCUUGGACCACUGCUGGCUACAUUUGGAUUAAUAUUCUCAAUGUGCCCAUGAAUCCACCUGAGGGACUAUUUUCUUACAUACUUGCUUGACUGGGGUGUACUGUUUUUUUCCUGAUAAGUUAUUGAUUUUAAGAGUUAGUUUUCUCUACAGCCACCAGGAGGUGCUGUACACUUUCUAUGUAAACCCCCAUUCAGCUUUUCACAGCAUGUGACUGCAGGGGGGGGGGGGGGCUGAGACUUCCUCAUGCUGCAGUAAGUGUACACUCCUGACACUUAUCAUAAACCAAAGCUUGUGUGCGGUGUGUUCUUUUUUCUGAAGGGUUGUUAGGAUUAAAACUAUUAGACAAUCUGGUCACGUGAUCAGGGGUUCAGGUCAGAGAUGAUGUUUGCUGGUUUUCCUUCAAUAAACUCACAGAAUGAAACAGUGU